UUAUAGGAAUUGCUAUUCAAGUGAACUCAUUGCCACCUGAUCGGGCUCAAAUCUGGUCUCACCGCAAACCUCAGAAAGUUCGUCCUGAAAUCAGCAGGCGGUGGUUCUCUUCUCUAAGGAAAUAUAGCUGAUGAUAGGGAAAGAUUGCUUCUGGAUUUACCCCGUGUUUGCUGUAGAACUCUUCUAAAAGCAGAGAUAAAAACCACGCCUUAUUACAGAGAAUAUACAACAAAAUCGAAAUCACCUGUUGCCAGAAACCGGAGAGCAUACGCAAUUUACAUAAAUAUUGUUAACAACAACAACAACGUUGAGCUAAAGCCACCAUUGAUCCUCCACACAGGAGUUCGUAUACCACCCAUCCAUAAGAGCAACUGUAUUGCCCGGUUGUAUUUGUAAGACAUAAGUUCUAAAAACAUGACUUUGAUGUGGAAGAAACUGGUUAUUUUGGUGUUUUUAUGUGCGUGUUUUUCGAGGGAUGUUUGGUGCUACCCAACUGGCGCUCCGGCCAGCGCUUGCGUGGAUUUGCUACCGGGACAUCGCUCAACGACUAACCAACAAAUUCAACCGCAAGCGAGUUCGUCGAGUCUUUGGGUUUUAACACCCAGCAGUUUGGACUACACGGUGGAGCAAACUAUCACAGUGGAAAUUGCUGCCAAAAAUGGCAACGUACAGUUUCUAGGGUUCCUCAUGCAGGCCCGUAGAGUCGACACUGGAACUCCGGUCGGAACAUUUAUACCGCCAGCUGAUGGUGGCGCCAAGGGUCUAACAUGCUCAAAUGUCAACGAUUCCAUCACGCAUACUGAUAAAUCUGUGAAGUUUCCAAGUUACUUUCUUGAAUGGAAGGCGCCAUCUUCACUCGUUGGAGAUAUUGAAUUUUUAGUGACGAUUGUUUACUCCGAGGAUAUAUUCUGGACUCGGAUCAACUCUGCGGUUUUAACUCCCCGUUCCUCCGAUCCCUGUGAUCCGACCCCCUGCUUGAAUGGAGGAACUUGCUUCAGAAAUGCAGAUGGGCGAUCAUAUUACUGUGGAUGUGUUGACACCACGAACACGAACAGGCAUUGCGAAGUGACAGUAACCCCGGGAACUCCGAUGUGCUCGACCAAUCCUUGUCUGAACAAUGGUUACUGCCAAGAAAGAGAUGGCUCUUUUGUGUGCUACUGUCCCGGGACCCACCACGGCACCGUCUGUGAACAUCUUAUUAUUGCAUGCAGCACAAAUCCAUGUUUGAAUGGUGGUACAUGCACUGACCAUUCAACAGGACAUCUUUGUGAGUGUCCUAUUGGCUUUACUGGACCAGACUGUAGCACUGUGUCUAAUAAUCCGUGCGGAACGAGUAACUGUCAGAACGGUGGAACUUGUUUUCAAAAUGAAUUUGGGACCACAAUCUGCCUUUGCCCUGAAUCCUACCAGGGUGAUUAUUGUGAAACAAUGAUAAUACAUCCAUGUUUGUUACCGGUGUCACCGUGCCUAAAUGAAGGGGUGUGCUUCCGCAGUGGAUCUGUAAGUGGCGGAUACAUCUGCAGUUGUGCCCCUGGAUUCUCAGGCAUCCACUGUGAAGUGCAAGCAGGAAACCCAUGUGAUAGCAACCCCUGUGUUAAUGGAGGGGCAUGCUCGGCAGAGAGUAGCAACACGGCCUACACCUGCACAUGCCCGCCUCAGUUUACUGGAAACAACUGUGAAUUACAAGGUGCCUGUUUUGGAGUGUCAUGUACAAAUCGGGGUACAUGUGUCCCAGCAAAUAAUGGGAUAUCAUACACAUGUUCCUGCCAAGCUGCUUAUCUUGGAGAUAACUGCGAAUAUACGAAUCACUGUAUACUGAGCAACCAGUGUGCUGAGGGAUCAACAUGUGUCUACACCGAGCUAAAUAAUUUUGAUUGUCAAUGCAGACCUGGAUUUGGCGGAACAUUUUGCGAACUUGAUAUAUCUUGCAAUUUAAGAACCUGUCUUAAUGGAGGAACUUGCAAUAAGGUUGGUGAUGGAACCUACACAUGUAACUGUGGGCCAACGUACUCUGGGAUAAAUUGUGAAAUCUAUACAGAUCCGUGUACUCCCGAUCCAUGUGUAAAUGGUGAAUGCAGAGUAGAUUUUCAGAGCCCUUCUGGUAGGACCUGUAACUGCGAGGAGAACUACAUGGGUGAAAAUUGCUCGAUGUACAGCGGAGAUCCAUGCUCUGUGUUCUCAUGUUACAACGGAGGUACAUGCCUUAACAACAAUCAACAAGCUACAUGUGUAUGCCAAGAAGACUACUCCGGGGUCAACUGCGAGAUUGCAUUAAAUGUUCCUCCAGUCCUGACCGGUUGUCCGAGCAGUCUCACCGUUCCCAUGACUCCCGGCACAAAGACAGCCUACAUUGACCUGGUUAUCACGGCAACGGAUAAAGACAGUAACACUCUCCCUGUGGUUACUGUUGGCAACCCGACCCUAACCUUCCCUACGACCAUCACAUUCACUGAAGAGUACAGGGAGGGUAAAAGGUUCACUCUCAUAGCGACGGAUUCAGGCAGCCGCGUUAGCGAGUGUAGUUUCACGAUACGGAUAACUGACCAAGAGGUUCCUGUAGUAAUGUGUCCAGAUGAUGUCUCCGACAUUACCAUCGGAGAUUCUAAGGCCGUCCAGUGGCUGCCAGCAACUGCAACCGAUAACCUGGCUCUUAAAUCAGAAAACGCGAUCAAGUACGCACCGCAAAACGGAUCAAACUUUCAGGCCAGUGCAGAUGGCUUUCCGAGUACGGUCCUCGUGGAGGCCCAUGAUACCUUUGGUAACAUAGGCGAGUGCCAGUUUACCGUAACUGUCUACAAGAAAGAGAAAGAUUGUGCCGUAUUUUCCCCACCGGAUAACGGCCAAGCAAACUGCUUUGUUGACGGAGCUGAUCGCCGGUGCGAAGUCGAGUGUAACCCAGGCUUUGGGAACGCUGUCGAUAGCAAUGUCUAUGAAUGUCAAUACGGAGGAAAUACUGCAACCUGGGAUCCCAGACCCAACUCAAACAUCUGUGUCCCACUGAAACCUGGCAAUGGCGUCAACAAGGUCGUCACAAUCAAAUUUCCAGUGGACUCAUCACAGUGUGACAGUGCCAACUCAGCCACCUCAAGUCUCAUGGAUUCCCUCACCACCCUGGGGGUAUGCAACUCCAAUGACACACCAUGUCAGCUGGCAAUGUCAUGUGGGGACGACGGGGAUGGUGCGAGGAGAAAGCGCGCUCCGGCUGACCUGACGGCAGAUAUUACAAUCACAGGCGCAGCAUCCGAAGAGGACACCACCGUUGAUGUGAUGGAGAAGUUGGAUACCGCCGUGGAUGCUGCAACGACAGCCGCAGCCACAGGCUUGCUGACCGUGAUGGUGGAUGGAGCGACGAUAACUAAUGACCAAUCAUCAAUUGGGGUGUCGGACUACACAUGGGAGUGCAAUGCUGGACAGAUAUCUAGUCCCGACGGAUGCUUAUCUUGUCCUCCUGGAACUUUCCAUGAUGCGGCGAGCAACCAGUGUAAAUACUGUCAGCUGAACUCGUACCAGAACAAAGCAGAGCAAGAUAGCUGCACCAUGUGUCCUGAGGGGACCCCUGGAAACCAACUAGUCGGCGCUUACCGAGAAGACCAAUGUGGUGAAAAACAAGCCGUAACUGGGCCAUGGACACCGACUUUAAUUGCCGUUGUCGGCGCGGCAGGAGGAUUGAUAGUUCUUCUCAUCGUCAUCCUGUGCUGCGUCUUUAUCGUCAAGGCCUCGCGGAGUCCAUCCAAGCACGAUGGUUCCGCCAAACAGAACGGAGAUGGACCGCUCUCGAACUUCAGUCACCUCAACCGCGCCUACGAGGAGGACAACGGGGAGCCUGAGAUGCAGUUUCACGGUGGAAUCUCUGCGACCAGCGACACGACCUACCAGAAUGUCGGCGACGACGCAAUGGACACUGCCAGCACAGAUCACCUGGUGCGGAUACCGAGUUUAUCACAGUACAGUGACUACUACGCUACGCUGAAUGCACGCUCGGCUCCGGUCUUUGAUGACGAACCAGUGCCUACCACCCCGCCACCACCACCACCAGUGUCUCCCCCUCAACCUCCUUCUGGUGGUGCGCCCAAACCCCCACCUCCCCCUCCCCCACCCGCAUCCGAGCUGAACUCAAACAACUCUAACACAUCCACACUCGUCAAACACAACGGCUCAGUAAUGAAUGGAGGCAGUAGAGCCAAAUUUCAGGUUUGAUCAACUGCUGGCUUGACGACGUAGUUGAUACAAAAAUACUUCCACUUGGCGAAUUUCUUAAAAAUGUGGAGUUUGACUCUUUUUCCUCAGGCAUGAUAUUUGGUCCUUGAAAAUAGUAGGAAUAUUAAUUGAAUACAAGUCUGACCUACAUGUGUACAUUAUAGUGUAGGCUCAAAUAGACAUUUCAGCCUAUUUAACUGCUUUCUUUCAGAUUUUUUCAAGGCGAAAAAAAAAA
Messenger RNA from Asterias rubens (European starfish), 4432 nucleotides. RefSeq lists its product as uncharacterized. Gene Ontology annotation, molecular function: calcium ion binding. NCBI's taxonomy places the organism in Eukaryota, Metazoa, Echinodermata, Asteroidea, Forcipulatida, Asteriidae. The record is from RefSeq and is a predicted model, not a curated record. Gene Ontology annotation, cellular component: protein-containing complex; plasma membrane. The coding region runs from base 415 to 4197 and encodes 1260 amino acids. The transcript is spliced from 20 exons. Gene Ontology annotation, biological process: heterophilic cell-cell adhesion; establishment or maintenance of epithelial cell apical/basal polarity.